Cephus cinctus (wheat stem sawfly) is the source of this 4721-nucleotide messenger RNA. RefSeq names its product A disintegrin and metalloproteinase with thrombospondin motifs 3. Gene Ontology annotation, molecular function: metalloendopeptidase activity. Gene Ontology annotation, cellular component: extracellular matrix. The transcript has 14 exons. The record is from RefSeq and is a predicted model, not a curated record. Lineage: Eukaryota; Metazoa; Arthropoda; Insecta; Hymenoptera; Cephidae. The coding region runs from base 564 to 4514 and encodes 1316 amino acids. Gene Ontology annotation, biological process: proteolysis; extracellular matrix organization.
ACGGCCACCGCGACGGCUAAUGCAGCUUUUCCCUAAUCAAAUGUUAAUUACUAUCCCGUUCUUGUCAUUCGUAUAGCUGUAAAGCGAGCACGAGUACAACAAGAGUUCAUUAUGAUCGCUGUCUUGCGGAGAGCUUUAAAUUACGUAAUUAAAAUCCUAUAGGGAAAUCGUUUGGAAUUGAACCAUAUUUAACAGCGAAUAUUGAACAAGGGUGAGACAUGAAAUUGGAAUAGGUAGUGCAGUUGCGAAAAGUGCAAUCAUUGUAAAACGUGAGAUCAGUUGUAAUGUAAUGGAUACGAGAGUUAUGUGAAAUUGAAAAGAAAUUGGAUCUAUGUGAAAUUGUGAUUACAUCAGGAAGAGUAACAGCUACUUGGUCGGUGAGGUAGAGAGCUGUGAGUAGGAAAAUAUCUGGCUGAGGAAAAAAAUCAAUGAAUGAUUUUCUGAAAGAGCAUGAAAAUUCGCUUGAUCGAUAACUAGUUUUACUGUACGAUUGACUGAUUCUAUUUCGUCGUAGAGAAGAUUCAGUGUUCCAGUAUUGAGCAUCCUUAAUUGUCCGACUCGGUAUGGAUCGAUUAACGUUUUCACAUCGUUUUGUCUUAAUGGGAUGUCUGCUGGGAAUAGCGAUCGCUUUGCUGGAUUCAGAAGAAGGUCCGCAGCCUGGUAUUAAUGGCGAGAUCGUUUACCCAAAGAUAAUUCAUCGGGAUGAAUAUCGUAAACGACGCUCCGUUGAGAACGACGAGACGCUUAUAUGGAUAUCGUUGAAAAAUUGGACAUUAGAAACGAGACUAAACGAUCGUCUUAUAGUGUCACCAGACUUUCUUGUCCAAUGGAUCGGUUCGAUGGAAUAUCAAAAAUCAAGAGAUUCCAGUGAUAAUAUCCCUACAAACUGUGAAGUUCGUCAUGGUUUUGUGAUAAGUCAAAGAUCAACCGUUGCCUUGACACUGUGCGACAGAGAGAUGUACGGUUUGGUCCACAUUGAGAAUGUGUCGUUUUUUAUUCAACCCUUAAAAGACGGACGGCGUCACAUUCUCUACGAGUCAGCGACCCCGACGAAGUGGAAGCUGGAAAGAGGAGCAGAUGGUUACGUCUCGUUGACGCGUAACGAUAACGAGUUUCAUCAAAAUCGGAAUUCAAAAACGAAUUUAGUUGAUGAAAAUCGAGAGAGAUUUAAAAAAAGUAGAGGAAAUUCGAAUUUGUUAAACGGAUCGAAAUACAUAGCGAAACUUGAGAGUGGCUUAAAUCAGCAGGAAGAUGCUGGGAAUGAGAAUGCUUUAAAAUCAAAUGAGGUCAAGGAGAGAGUCGAUAAUCUAAAUUGGAGAGGCAAUUCCCGUGCGGAUGUUAGCUCUCCAAUGAUGGGUAAUUUAAAUUCAAUGGAAGAAAGGGACGGGAUGGACCUAAAGGACACGAAGCUGAUUGAGAAUAAUGAGAAUCAUAUGAGCGAGAGAAUUUCUUCGUACGAAUUAGGAAAACUUAAUUUCAAAUCUCUUAUGAAAGAAGGAAUCGAUAGGCUAUCGUUUGUUUUUGGUACAGAGGAUGCUGAGGACAAUGGGAUAUUCGCGAACGAAAUCUUGGAGCGUUUUCGGGGGUAUCUUAACAAUAUUAUACUGUACGUUGGGAAUUUCAAUAUAUCGAGAGUAAAUGAAUUUUCAACGAGAGCCUCGGGACAUGGUCCUGGAUCCGAGGAAGAAGAGGAUUUGAAUCUAAAAUUGGUGGAGGGUUCCAUGAGGUUAGGUGGUAGGGAGAAAAUCGACUACAGGAGCCACAAACGAGUCAAACGAGAUUUGAUGAUCUGCAAUACGAGGGAGUUCUAUAAUUUAACGGGAGAUAUGAUUGAUGUUGAAGCUGAGGUAGAGGAGGAAAAUAAAGAUGAAAAGGGUAAGGGAGGAUCUGGGUACGAAGAAGGAGAAUCGGUGGAUGCGAAACUCCCAUUUGAGGAAGAUUCCGAGCAUAUUGGAUAUUUCUUUGAUCGGGCGUGGGAAAGAGAUAAAUUGCCUAAACGGAAAACUGUAAGCGAAGAAGCUCCACCUAGAUGGCUUGAAAUUGGAAUUGCAGCUGAUUACUCGGUUGUUGAUUUUCAUGGUGGCAGAGUUCAACAAUAUAUACUUGCGCUAUUAAAUAUUGUAAGCGCAAUUUACAAGGAUCCUUCUCUGGAGUCUAAUAUGAAGCUUGUCAUAGUAAGAAUGAUAUUCUACGCUAAAAAAGAAGACAGUAUGGUACGUAGCGGAAAUGCUAGACGAUCUUUGGAAAAUGUUAACAAGUGGAAUAGAAAGCUGUUGUCAUCUUCGGAGGAAAGUCACGAUGUUGCUGUAUGGUUAACCAGAUUGGAUAUCGGUGGACCAUCCGGAUACGCUCCUGUGUCAGGUGCCUGUGAUCCAGCACGGUCUUGCGCCUUGAAUCGUGAUGAGGGUUUAACUAGCGCUUUCAUCAUUGCCCAUGAAGUGGCGCACAUUUUAGGAUUGUCCCACGACGGGGAUGAAAAUGCUGGAAAUACUUGCGGGGAUGAAGCAUCUUUUGGAAGUGUCAUGGCUCCUAUGGUGGCAGCAACGUUUCAUCGCUUUCACUGGUCAACAUGCUCCAAACGAGAAUUUCACCAUAGAGCAAAACAAUGGUCUUGUCUUCUCAAUGCACCCGAUAACACUAAUGCAACAGAUCUGAAGGCAACCCUACAGGAUACGUUUACAAUGGACGAGCAAUGUCGUAUGGAAUUUGGUGAUGGAUAUAGUUUGUGUAGAAGCUUUGAUUUACCCGAACCGUGUUCGCAUCUGUGGUGUGGUCAUUUGAAUUCUUCUCAAGUUUGCAAGACUAAAAAAGGUCCUCCACUGGAGGGUACUUCGUGUGGAGAAGAUAAGUGGUGCAUCAAUGGCUACUGCGAGCCAGUGGACCGUAAAAGAUUUGGAUUGGGACCAGUGGUUCAUAAUGCACGUGACGGUGGUUGGGGCCCAUGGGGCGAAUGGGCAAAGUGUUCUAGAACUUGUGGCAUCGGUGUGCAAUUUCGAUCCCGUAAAUGUAAUAAGCCUACACCUGCCUAUGGUGGUAUCGUUUGUAAGGGUAAACUCGAAGAAUUUCGCAUAUGCGUACAACCAGAUUGCCCUAAACCCAUAGAUCUCAGGACGAAACAAUGCUCCAGAUUAGCAAGUCUGAUGGAUUUCAAAUUUACCUCAGCCAGGUACAAUAUGACUUGGCUGCCAUACGAACCCGAUCAAGAAAGUUUAAAAUGUCAAUUGACGUGUCGCAGCAAACAAAGUGGUGAGAUUUUUUUCAGUGGUGAAAAUCUCAUUGAUGGUACACCAUGCUCUUAUGGGAAUACUGAUAUAUGCAUUCAGGGUAAAUGUCAUGAAAUGGGAUGCGAUAACAUCUUAGGUUCUAGAAAGAAACAGGAUACUUGUGGAGUAUGCGAUGGUGAUAAUUCAAACUGUAACAACGUCACUAAUAAGGUUCAACGUAAACUAAGACGAGCUAUGACAAGAGUCGCCGUGGUGCCACAUGCUGCAUACAAUAUAAGGGUUGAUGUUACUGUACUGCAGGCACCGGCUGAUUAUAAGGAAAACGUCACUAUCACCGUCAGAGAUAGAAGAAGACGUAGAAACGACGUGAAGGGUUUUGAUUCAAGAGGUCGUGGACAAAUUUUAAUAGUGGAAGGUGCAGCUUUCCGACCUCAAAAGCUGGGCGAUACUUACACCAUGUGGGCCAAAGGACCUUUAUUUGCAGAAAUAGUAGUAUCGAUUGCCAUACCUGAGAAGGUUGUCAAGCAAGGUGUAUCCGUAUCGAUAUUUUUGAAGUAUACGUUAAAUCGCAAUGAUCGAAUUGCUGCUGAAAGAUAUUCAUGGCUACCGGGUGGGUGGGGUCCAUGUAGUGCAAGUUGUGGUGGUGGUACAAGGCAGAAAACAGUUGCGUGUAAGGAUGAAUAUACAGGGAGGAUUGUUCCUAAGAGAAAGUGUCCUUUAAGCCUGAAGCCUGUACAGGAUGUUGAGAAGUGUAAUAUAUUUAGCUGCGAUUUCAAAUGGCUGUCAGGCCCUUGGGAAGGCUGUUCAGCUACGUGUGGUAGCUCUGGCGUACAGUAUAGACAGCUUUAUUGCGUUCAUUCGUCUUUUAACGACAGCUAUUUUACAAAGGAUAAUGAAUUAGAUGUAUACAGGACAAUGAUGCCUCCUACAUGUUGUAGUAAACGGAGCCCUGGCAAUAAAAGGGAAUGUAAUAGAAUACCUUGUCAGGGACGAUGGGAAUUCACCGAUUGGUCUUUGUGUUCGCAAUCGUGUGGAAGAGGUAUCCAGUCUAGGAUGGCUCGUUGCGUUUCUUCACAUGGCGAAACUUUGUUUGAUUGUAACGGUUCCUUUAUACAGGACGAAUUAAGAGCAUGCAAAGGAUACGCAAGAAGGACUUCCGACUGUAUUAAAUCGUGUGAAAAUGAUACCAGUGAUUAUUGCGUCGUACCGAGUCUCAGACGUUACUGCGAGGUUCCAGGAUACAGACGAAGAUGCUGUCGAUCUUGUGAUAAAGCGGAUUUUGAUAUUUGAUAGCAAUUUACAAUUUAGGAUGUUAGUGUGGCUAAUGAGUUGCUACAGACGGGCUCAGUUUAGUAUUUUUUCAUGGUAUUUGCUAAUAAAGUGGAAUUACUAAUAUAUAGAAUACAUUAAUAUGUUACAUAGCUAGGAGUAGGUUGAGCGUAGAGACACUUAUUCGCGGUGACAGACUAAUUAUUAUUCGCAAUUUAUACCAAAGAC